AUUAUGUUUAGGUAAGUUAAUCAUUAUACUCUCUAGAUAACUAUCCUGAAAUGAUACAAAUGUAUACAAAAGGAUUUUCGAUUUAAUCGAACACAUAAUGGUUUCAUAUGUAAUAAUCAUUGUUAGUAUCGUAGUUUUUAAUUGUCUGCAUCAAGAAGUUACUUUAAAGUCGAUACGAACUCCAAAAACAUUGGUUAAAACAACAAGUGGAUGGAUUCUUGGAAAAGAGACAAGAACUGUGGAUUUGGGAAAACCUUACAUUUCAUUUUCAGGAAUUCCCUAUGGAGAACCACCAGUAGGAGAUUUGAGAUUUAGGGCUCCAGUUCCAGUUAAAUCUUGGAAUGGUAUCAAAAACGUGACAGAAACAGGAAAUUCUUGUGUACAGUUAACAUUCGGAGACGAAGACUGUUUGAAUCUAAAUAUAUAUGUUCCGCAGUUAGAUGAAACCGAAAUUGGACGAUUACCUGUAAUAGUAUACAUCCAUGGUGGAUUUUUCAUGUGUGGUGACGCUGGAUACAAAUUGCAAGCUCCUGAUUAUUUCCUCGAAGAAGACGUCAUAUUCGUUUCGAUUAACUACAGAGUAGAUAUUUUUGGCUUUUUGUCCACUGAAGAUGAGGUAGCUUACGGUAAUUGGGGUCUAAAAGAUCAAAUUCUAGCUCUAGAAUGGGUAAAAGAAAAUAUUGAAAAUUUCGGCGGUAACAAAUUUAAUAUAACUCUAAUGGGACAAAGUGCUGGUAGUGCGAGUGUACAUUACUUGCUACAAACUCCCAAAGCAAAAGGUCUUUUUCAUAGGGCUAUAAUGCUGAGUGGAACCACUCUGAACAGUUGGUCGUUUACUAGAUCUCCAAGAAGUUCGGCUUUCCUUAUAGGCAGCCUAGUAAGUGUCGAUACAGAAAAUUCCACGGCGCUUUUAAAGCAACUUAGAGAAAUUGAACCUCACACUUUGAGCAUUCUGUCAAUGGUUUUAAAUAUAUUGCUGAUAUUUAUUCAUGAUUGGAAAGAGGGUUUUCUUUUUUCUCCCUCAAGGGAACCUCCACAUGACGGAGCUGUAGUACUUGGUUACAAUCACGAAAAUUUAGAAAAUGGAGAUUUCAACAAAAUACCGAUAUUGAUGGGAUUUGUUUCACAAGAAGCCAUUAACUUUUACCCAGCAUUCAACGUAUUUCGCCCAUAUCUUCUCCAGUACGACUUAUUUAAAGAAAGACUGAUACCUGGCAGUAUGAACGUGGAUUCGUUAAAAAAGAAACAAGUGGCAGAUGAAAUUGAGCAAAAAUGUUUUGGUGACAGUCUCGUUGUUUCCAGUACCACAGAUUUGAUUCAGUUUAUAACCGAAGAUCAAUUUGCUAGACCAAUAAUGGAAUCAGCUCGAAUAAUGGCAAAUUUUACUCGACUCUAUUUAUACAGAUUUUCUUAUAUGGAUGAAGAAAAUGUAACUGACGGUACAGGUAUCAGAGUGGGUCAUGGGGACGAUUUGAAUUAUUUGUUUUAUUACGGUUAUACAAAUCAAUCUACUGGAGAUAUUUUGACAAGACAAAAAUUUGUGAAACUCUGCUCAAAUUUUGCCAAAACCUCAUACCCAAACUUAGAAGAUGUAUCUUGGCCUAUAUUUACUGAAAAUGGUACUUAUUUAGAUAUAGGGAAAAAUUUAACACUUCGGAAUGAUUUAGAUAGCUACAGAUUCCAUUGGUGGAGCUACUUAUAUAACACAUAUGGACAACGGCCGUUCAAUACUUAUUAAAAACAUAGAGAACAUCAUUAAGUAUUAAGCAAUUGUGCAUAACUAUAUUUUUCUGUUGGUGAAAGUAGAAAAUUUAGAUUUUUUGUAAACGUCUCAAAACACAAUUUAAAAAUUUUAGGAAGUAAAGUUUAAUUCAAAAAAAUGGUUUUAUUAAAUUGUUGAAAAAGAUUACAUUGUUUUAUAGACAUCUUCUGUAUUGUAUUUUUUCAAAUUUACUUAUUAAUAAACAUUAUAUUUGAAAAAAA
Diorhabda carinulata is the source of this 1983-nucleotide messenger RNA. Its product is annotated as carboxylesterase 1D-like. The coding region runs from base 98 to 1738 and encodes 546 amino acids. Lineage: Eukaryota; Metazoa; Arthropoda; Insecta; Coleoptera; Chrysomelidae. The record is from RefSeq and is a predicted model, not a curated record. The transcript has 11 exons.